Molecule: messenger RNA, 498 nt
Organism: Bipolaris sorokiniana ND90Pr
Lineage: Eukaryota; Fungi; Ascomycota; Dothideomycetes; Pleosporales; Pleosporaceae
Exons: 1
Coding region: 106-453 (115 amino acids)
Source: RefSeq, a predicted model, not a curated record
CGUGAGAAUACUUCCGAACGCUUGGAACAUCCAUACUACUUGAGAUAUCCCCUGGUCAUCUGAUGUGGGUCUGUCGAUCAUGAUUGACGUGAUCAUGCAAGGGACAUGGUCCCGCAAUUCCGCUUUAGUGGAGCAAAAGCUCGCAUGGCCCUGCUCAGGGUGGCUUUACCGUUGCUCUCAAUGAGUUUGCUGUCACUUUUGUUGCUUUUGCGUGGUGGCUGCUGUCAUAGCAAUAGUGCUACAGCCGCAACCGUCCUGUGUCAAGAUUCAACAGCUGCCAAGAAUCUAGAGUUGUCUCCCAAUCACAGCAACCAAUUGAUACAGUCUCGAAGAACCGCUUCCUCGCCUCUAGCGUCAUCGGAGCCAGCCGUAAUCGCCAUCGCGGCCCCUGACUACGAACAUCGAAAUGGCCGAAGAAGCCCCGCAGGAGGUGGUGUUAGCAUUCUUGGUUGAGUAAGUCCCUAUAAGUAGCCUUAAGCUUGGCCACUGGCCGAUCUU